This is a messenger RNA of Globicephala melas (long-finned pilot whale), 7955 nucleotides long. It is a transcript of the gene PDP2, whose product is annotated as pyruvate dehydrogenase phosphatase catalytic subunit 2. The record is from RefSeq and is a predicted model, not a curated record. Gene Ontology annotation, molecular function: cation binding; [pyruvate dehydrogenase (acetyl-transferring)]-phosphatase activity. Gene Ontology annotation, biological process: protein dephosphorylation. Gene Ontology annotation, cellular component: mitochondrion. Lineage: Eukaryota; Metazoa; Chordata; Mammalia; Artiodactyla; Delphinidae.
AGUGUGGGCGCUCUCCACACCCCAACAGACAAACUUGAGAAGGGCAGGAUUCAUAAACGAAAUCUGAAAACACGUGGAAACUCUCCUCCCGGGUCACCAGAGAAAAUAGAAAAUAGAGCAGCUUUUUUUUUUGUCUAAGGAAAAAUACCACCAGAGGCUGUUGAAAGUGCUAGGAAACUGCUUCCUUCAUGCCCUUGUGGAGGCAGAUGUGAACCUUUUGGAACUCAGUUUGGCAAUAUGAGUCUACACCCUUUGACCUACUGAUGCCAGUCUUGGGAAAUAAGUAGGUUAAAACCUAAGUAGGGGGGCUUCCCUGGUGGCGCAGUGGUUGAGAGUCCGCCUUCCGAUUCAGGGGACGCGGGUUCGUGCCCCGGUCUGGGAAGAUCCCACAUGCCGCGGAGCGGCUGGGCCCGUGAGUCAUGGCCGCGGAGCCUGCGCGUCCGGAGCCUGUGCUCCGCAACGGGAGAGGCCACAACAGUGAGAGGCCCGCGUAUCACAAAAAAGUAGGGGAAAGGUUGAGGCGUUAGGCGUUGCAGUUUGGUAUUUUAUAAGUAGAGACACAGUGGAAACAACCUCUAAUCCCCAAUGAUACACCUAAUGAUAAAAGUAAUAAUACCUUUUUUGGAGCCGAAGGGUUAUAUUUCUUUAAACCAUCACAAAACCGUAUGAAACUAAUAUUCCCAUUCCACGGAUGGACAACUGGAACUCAGGUUUAAAAAAAACCCUUUUUGCUGAAGGAACGCAUUCGCUCAUACAGUUUCAGAAUGUCAAGUACUGUGUCCUACUGGAUUUUCAAUUCUGCAAGAAACAGCAUUGCCACAUUACAAGGGGGACAACGUUUAUAUUCAAGAUAUGCCUCAAAUAGGAUUAAAUCAAAAUGGAGGCUCUUUCCCCAGGGGCCAGUCACCCUAAAAAACAAUGCCUCAUGUGGUGGCAUUGCUCUGCAGAAAGCCUAUAGACACACAUCAACAGAGGAAGAUGAUUUCCACUUGCCGCUCAGCCCUGAGCAGGUAAAUGAAGUGCUGCGAGCUGGUGAGUCGGCCCACAAGAUUCUUGACCUUGACAGUGGAGUCCCAAGUUCGGUGUUGCGGUUUGAGAGCAACCAGCUGGCUGCCAAUUUCCCAGUGGAGGACCGGGGAGGUGUAGCCACCUGCCUGCAGACCAAUGGGCUGAUGUUUGGUGUCUUCGAUGGACAUGGUGGCCACGCAUGUGCUCAAGCGGUGAGCGAGAGGCUCUUCUACUAUGUGGCAGUGUCACUGAUGUCCCAGCAGACGCUGGAGCAGAUGGAGGGGGCAAUGGAAAGCAUGAAGCCCCUGCUGCCCAUUCUGCAGUGGCUCAAGCACCCAGGGGACAGUAUCUACAAGGAUGUCACGUCAGUGCACCUUGAUCACCUCCGUGUCUACUGGCAGGAGCUGCUGAACCUGCACAUGGAAAUGGGGCUGAACAUUGAGGAAGCAUUAAUGUACUCCUUCCAGAGGCUGGAUUCUGACAUCUCGCUAGAGAUCCAGGCCGCCCUGGAAGAUGAGAUGACCAGGAACCUUUCACUCCAGGUUGCUUUCUCAGGGGCAACAGCUUGCAUGGCCCAUGUCGAUGGAAUUCACUUGCAUGUGGCAAACGCUGGUGAUUGCCGGGCCAUCCUUGGUGUCCAGGAGGACAAUGGCAUGUGGUCUUGUGUGCCCCUCACCCGGGACCACAAUGCCUGGAACCCAACCGAGCUGUCACGGCUAAAGAGGGAGCAUCCUGAGUCAGAGCACAGGACAAUCAUCAUGGACAACAGGCUGCUGGGUGUCCUCAUGCCCUGCAGGGCCUUCGGGGACGUCCAGCUGAAGUGGAGUAAAGAGCUGCAGCGCAGUGUCCUGGAGCGGGGCUUUGACACCGAGGCCCUCAACAUUUACCAGUUCACCCCCACACACUACUACACUCCACCUUACCUGACGGCCAGGCCUGAGGUCACGUACCACAGGCUGAGGCCCCAGGAUAAGUUCCUUGUGCUGGCCUCUGACGGCCUGUGGGAUGUGCUGGGCAAUGAGGAUGUGGUGAGGCUUGUGGUGGAGCACCUGGCUGAAGUGUGUCGGCACAAGCCAGACCUGGCCCAGAGACCCGCCAACCUGGGACUCAUGCAGAGCCUGCUGCUGCAGAGGAAAGCCCAGGGGCUCCACGCCACCGACCAAAACGCAGCCACACGUCUGAUCAGAUACGCCAUAGGGAACAACGAGUACGGGGAGAUGGAGCCUGAGCGGCUGUCGGCGAUGCUGACAUUGCCAGAGGACUUGGCAAGGAUGUACAGGGAUGAUAUCUCUGUCACUGUGGUGUAUUUUAACUCAGACUCGAUUGGUGCAUCUUACAAGGGGAGUUAAGAGUCUCCCAUCCUGUUGCCAAGGUUAACUUAAAUGCUCUUCUAAGACAUGUUCACUUACUCUUAAACUGGCUAUUUAGACCUUGUUGUUAAAGGGCAGGCAGAUGUAGCUUGCUUAAUAAUAGAUUAACGUGAGAGAAAAAACAGCCUAGGAUUAAAAACAAUAGUAGUGAUUUUAUGUCCCUGCAUGUUUUGGUCACCUCUUCUACGCAGAAAGGGUGGAACACAGAGACCGUAGACUUGGCUGGGGCUCGUGUAACCCAAGUCCUUUUAUAAAUACACUGUUGUUAAACUGUCAGCCUGAGCCUGCGAAGUAUAAAAUGAAUCAUGAUUCUAAGGAUAUGAAGAAGUUCAGGAUCUUAGGAGGUCUUGAUACAAAAAUCUGCAAAGUUGAUAAUUCUCAAUUCGUAACCUAGACUAUGAAGGGAGGUUUUGUUUCUUUUUUAUUUUGAAGUUCCUAAAGACCUAGGUUUACAAAGCAUAUUACAGGAUACUUUUCUAUGCAAUAUUCUAACUUUUUUGUGUGUAUGAUUUUACUUGUGAAAACAUUUUGUAAUGCUGCAUUCUAGUUCCGAUUUAGUUUAUUUUAAAAUUGAGUCCUCAAACUUGCAAACAGGCCUGCUCUAAGCGAGCAUGCUUGGAAUGAGUUUUCUUGGUUUUCAGCUGAGGGUGAAGGUGGCCAGGCCUCUGAACCGGCUGAAUUUAUUUGUGCAGCUUUCGGACCUUUCCACUGAGUCCCACCCCCUGAACCUUUGAGCCAUGCUAGGAGGUUACUUCUGUCUGAGCCUUAACUCCUUUCCUGCAUUAAUAAAAUUUCCUCCGGGGUUUAGUAAAUCUCUGCAGAUUUACUCAUAGCACUUAACCUUUCUGAUUAUACCUCUCAGACAUUCUUCUAAUUCCACCUAAUGUUCCUUCCCCCUCUGCUAUGCUGAACUCCCUCACCCUGCUGCUGACUGUGCAAUACUGUCUAGAAAGAAUGCUCCCAAUUCACAUGGUUGCAGGGAAGGAGAAAAUUCAAGAUUGCAUGUGGUAAUUGUGACAGACAGUUUAGGCAGGACUGCUUAUACAGUGGAUUCUAGACUUAAAAUUCAGCCUGAAUCUGGAGAGGUAAAAACAUGAAGGACCUGAGAACAGUCACUUAGUCUCCCUAGCUGCAUCCCGAGGGGCAGUGGGGAAGAGGGAGGAGUGAGAUUUUUCAGAUGGGACACUUGCCUAUAGACUGUGGGAUAAAUGGCCAUUGCUACUCCUCAGGAACUAGGCCUUAUUUAAUAUAGGAGUUGGGGCAAAACCAAAUGUAACCUGUACUGGCUUCUAUGGGCUGCACAGUCUGUGUUUAUUUGAAAAUUAAACCAUGUGGAUCCUUUCUGGGGGGAUGAAUUUCAUGUUCUGAAUUGCUGUAGCAUUUAAACAACAGGAAAUGUGUCCCUAAAUGGAAACACAAAUAUAAUCCCACAAAAACUGACACUUUUUAUGUUCCUGCACUGUCUUCAUUGAUCGCUCUCCUCACCCCCUUUCGUACUGAAAGGAAAGCAAACAGCUAGGUUUGACUUCCACAUUUUUGUCCACAUUCAGGACAUUCAAGUGUUGAGAAACUUCUAGCCUGCGGAUACUUCCCUGUGCAUUUACUGAUAUGGCUUCAUCUAAGAAAUUCUCCUUUGAGUGCUUAAGCCUUGGUCCUUUUAUUCUGAAACUAUUAAUCUUCCUUCUGAUCUCCUAGAUCUUCAGAAAUAAAACGUGAAUCCCUGUCAUUCAGCUUGCAUGACGGUUUGUUACUAGAGCCUGCUUGUCUGACACCCUUGUUCUUUAUGCGAGCUAAACCCUGGUGCACGCUCUCAUUUACCGGGAUUACAGGGUCUGAAUCCUGUUUUGGAGCCUAGCUUGGGUCAUAAAUAUAGCUGAUUAAGUAACCUGUGUGACAGUUGAGAGAAUACAGACUUCCCACCUGUUCCUUCAAGGGUAUCUGUGUUUUUUCUCAGCCUAAUAGACUUCCUGCUUUCUAAUUGGUAUAUUGAGAGAGAGGAAGGGCUGGUUUCUUGUCUGCCUUUUGCCAUUGUGAACUCUGUCUGCUCUUGCCAUGAAUGCUCCACGGAGCAACUCCUGGUUAAACCCCAGCAUGUCUGAUUCCCUGACCACAGUUCUGCUGUCACUGGCCUUCCUGAGGCACAUGGGCUACCACUUGAGGACACUUGGGAUUUGAGAGGGAGUUGGUGGUACUUUGUCAGGUCUUCCGAAACACUUAUCAUUCCUUUUAUGUAAAGAUUCUGAUAUUGAGACUUCUGAAAUGAACUAAAAAAAUGAGAUUGAAUCUUUAAUGUUUAGGAUGUCACUUUUGAAUAAAGUAUGCUUUGGUGCUUUAAACAGCAUAUUUACUGUUUUAGGUAAGAAAUGGUAAUAUUGGCAUGUUUUAGAUAUUGUUUUUUAUGUAAAUAAUACAGUUCUCCUGAUUCUGGGGAUUGGUCAAAAUGGAUAGAGAAGUUCUAAAUUCAAGUUAGCGUGCUAGGUCAAGUUACUUAUUCAGUUUUCUGAGACGUUAUUUGUAACAUUAAAGCUAAUUUAUUAUAAUGAAAGUGUAAACUUUGAGGUAUGUUAAUAUAUAAACAUAUUUUUCCCAGAAGUACGAUUGGCCUAAAAGAUCGAGUGGGUUAAGACUUAGUUUAGACACAACUGAGCUGACACCUUUUAUAUGAGGGAAAUAGAAACAACUCAAACUUGAAUUAAAGAAUAGAAUAAUUAAUUGUAUAGAACACGACAGUGUAUUCAGAAUGAGUCUAGCUUGACUCUUUCAUCCAUCAGCCCCUAGUGACCUAUUUUUCGGUUUGACAAUCUUGGGGAAACCUUAACUUCCCAGGUUAAAUCAGGAUAUCCUGGAACUGAGCUAUCCUAGUUUCAUUGUUAGUGGUUCAUUUGUCGCUGAACAUGACUCCCAUAGCAGAGAAUGCCCGGGUGUGGCUUUGAGGCUGGGGAAUAAAGGCUGGUGGUACCGCUUUUUCCUGUGAGCUGCCACGUGUGUUACCAAGUGGAAAACACACAUGGACUGCAGUGCGACUGUCUACUGAGCAGGCUGAGGCUCUGUUCCCGAUGCCUUGGGCACCUGACGUUUAGUUUAACUGGCCUCCUUGAAAAUAUUUCUUAUCAAACAUUUACUUGGAAAAAUUAUUAACCAUGUUCUUUAGUAUUUACUGACAUUUGUAUUGUAAAGUGUAUACCAAUGUUUUUUUGACAUUGAUUUUCUAACCAUGAGAGAGAUUUAAAUGAAAUUUGUAAAUAAGAGAGGAAAAAUGAGAUUUGGUUUCUUUUGUUUUUGAAUAUUCAUAUUUUUAAGGUCCUUAGGGUACUAGAUUAGGCCAGCCUUUGUUUCACCACCUUUAUCUGGUCUGUUCAAUAGUCCACCCAAAAGAGAAAUUUUCUUUGCAAAUUUUCGAUGACUGCUGAGCACACAGGAAGUCCUUGCUUAAUGUUAACAGUGUGUGGGAAGCUGAAAAGAAUGAAAAGGAAGUGUGAAGGCUUUUGUUGUGAGGGUCUCCACACACUCAGGGCCAAGGCCUGCUGGGAUUUCACAUUAUUUAACUGGCCUUGUAAAACCAGCUUCUUUGUUAAUCUUAAAUUCAGAGCCAGCUUUGGGGAAGAUGUCUAGGCAGCUACCUAGAUAGAGUUGAAGACCCCACUCCAUCCCACCCCCACUGACUGAGUUUUAUCUCAUUGCCUCUGAGUGAUACAGCUCAUAAGGACAGCUUCAGUGGGUGCUUCUUAAAAUGCAAAUACAACUAUUAAGUUAUUAAAUUUAGUAUGGGCUAGGGUGGUUAAACUGGGCCUUGAGGAGGAGCAGAUUUGGGGGAGAGAAAGGUAGAAAAGGGAAUGUCUGAGGUCUGCUGAGGGUAAUGGAGGAGCUGUUUCCUUCUUUAUAACAUGAUAAAAACAGGCCCAGAGGCUUGAAAACUUGCCCCGACACUGUGGUAGGGCAGGAAUUUGAACCAAGUCCACUGUGCUGUGCACAUGUCCCAAUACUGGGCUUUCAGAAAGGGAUAAUAAUGCAGGAAAAAUCUCAUGGCCCACUUUUGGCACAGGGUGGGUGGGUGGAGAAGUAGGGUGUGGUGACAAGAAGCUAGAUGGAUAACCCAUGCAUUCCAAUAUCCCAUCAUUUGGAACUCAUAAACAUAGAGGGAAAACAGGGAGAAUUAAAUUUUAAACACUGUGCUCUUUAACUAGAGGGGGAAGUCAAUUUAUACUGUUCUUUUCACCUCUAGAGUUUUUGCUUCCAUUUUAUUUGAUGCUACUAAAUGGCCUUAAGUAGUUCCCAGGCUAGUGACCCUCUGUAUCGUGGGUAGCUGGCACUCCAAGCAGCUCCCUCUGGAAUGGAUGGGUGAACCUCUACUGGACCUCCAUGGAUCAUAGUGUCUUUGUUCCAUUGACCCCUGACCUUACCUGUUCCUGGCUGGGAGGAGCAAGUGGGGAUUGAGGGGGCCAGCCAGAGUUCCCCUUCCGACUUUCACUGGCGAGGGAAUAAGUGAAACCGAGCAGGACCCUGUGGGGCCCUCCUGGAUACAAAAGCUGCCCCCGCCUCCCGUCUCCUGUUUUUUAUUUGUAGAAAAGGCCCUGGUCUCCUAGGCUUUCCCAGAGUUCCAAAGAGCGGCACAAGAGUUACUAAUUAGGGAAGUGAAGGAAUUCAGGAACAAAGGAAAACCAGUUAAACAACAAAAAUAAUGACAAUAGCUCAUGGAUAAAACAGUUCCUCCUCAAGGUGAAUACGUAACUAUCUGACACUUAGCUUUGAGUUGUUCUGAAGGAACUAAACCCCACCCCACCACCCCAGGUGGAGGAUGGUGACUGCGUGCUGACCACAAGCACUGUGGACCUCAGACUGGUUGGAACCAGAAGGCGGAGGAUUGAGAUUACCAAGACACCACCCUGGAAAUCCCUGCCCUUUCCCCAAAAUAGUUGCAAUAAUCCUCCCUCUUAUUAGCCUAUGAAAUUACCCAGCCCAUAAAAACUAACCACCUAGGGACUUCCCUGGUGGCCCAGUGGUUAAGAAUCUGCCCGCCAAUGCAGGGCACAUGAGUUCGAACCCUGGUCCCAGAGGAUCCCACAUGCCGUGGAGCAACUAAGCCUGUGGGCCACAACUACUGAGCCUGCGCUCUAGAGCCCGCGAGCCACAACUACUGAGCCCGCGUACCGCAACUACUGAAGCCCACGCGCCUAGAGCCCGUGCUCCACAACAAGAGAAGCCACCGCAAUGAGAAGCCCGCGCACCGCAGUGAAGAGAAGCCCCUGCUCACGGCAACUAGAGAAAGCUGGCGCGCAGCAACAAAGACCCAACGCAGCCAAAAGUAAAUAAUAAAUAAAAUAAAUUUUAAAAACCCCAAAACCAGAAAACUAACCACCCCGUAUUUCGGGGCCCCCUCACCUUCUGCCUAUGGAAAUGUGUGUCUCUGCUUUCACUUUACUAUGGCUCGCUAGCUCUUGAAUUCUCCCCUGCAUGAAGCCAGGGACCCUCGCUCGGCAGCCCGUCCCAGGAACUUGACAGAGACCUGGGACGUGACCAUCCUCUCAGGCCCCAUUUUCCUGCAACCUCUUUACAAAGGAUAUUAAUAAAUUUACUUCU